AUGGCGGUGAUGUUUGUUGUGCGUCAUACUUGUCGUGCACCAAUAAUACCACAUGGGCAUGUAGUUGAUGAUCAGUUCUCGUACCAUACACAAUUUAAAGCUGGUGAACAUGCAUUUACUGUUUGCAAUGAGGGAUAUCAUCUAAGUACCACUAAUAAUACUAAUGUAUGUCAGAAAAACAGCAAGUGGGCAUAUAGUUGGCCACAGUGCAUUAAAAUCGUAUGUACAAGUCAGCCACCAUCAUUAGAUAAUGGUCGUUUUAUAGUCCGUGGUGAAGCAGUAGGUCCUGGUAAUGGCCAGUACCGACAGGGCAGUGUAGCUAUAUACGAAUGUGAUACCUUCUAUAGUUUGAUUGAUAAUAACGUACUUACAUGCCGCUAUGGUAAAUGGACUGGUCCACCUGUCUACUGCGAUCCACUGCCCGGCUGCAACAUGCCCGAGUCAACACCUCAUGGUUAUAUCAUUAUGUCAGAACAACUGCCUAUUCCAUUUGGACACAAAGUUAGUUACCGAUGUGAAACAAAUUAUACAUUACAUGGUAGCAUCGAAAGGGAAUGUCUUUCAACCAUGGCAUGGUCAGGAAAUCCUCCGUUAUGUCUCUUGGGAGGAGGGUGUGAUGAUCCUGGAACUCCAGACCAUGGUAGUAGAUGCUGCCAAGACACUUUCAUGACAAACUCCAUCUUGGCUUUUUACUGUGAUGAAGGCUAUGAAAGAUCAGGUUCUCCAGAAAGAAGUUGUCAAUAUGAUGGAUCCUGGUCUGGUAUUCAACCAACAUGCUAUCAGGUGAAUUCUCUCAUAACUGCAUCUCCAGUGGCCCAAAGUGUGUUCUUAAACAACACUACUAUGACUGUUGUGAUAGUCACUACUGGUACAGUGCUGGGAAUGCUGAUAAUUGUCAUUCUCUUUAGCGUGAGGCGUUGUAAGUAUUGCUCUCACAGACGACGAGUCUGUCGCUCCAUCCAGAUACAGCAGAUGCGUCACAGCCGAGCUCAGGAAUUUUACAGAGGCCAUGAAGACAUUGACAGGGUGGCUCUUAUUGCAUACGCAAAUGGUUUGGAAGUAGUACUACCUUCCUACGAAGAAGCCACAGCAAGCGAAUCUAGAUCACGACCCCCAUCAUUUACUGAAUCCAGCGAAGCUGAUACCAACCACAGCAACAGUGAUCAAGCAUCCCAAUUCCGUAGACUGCCACGUGUACCCAGGAAUCUACGCCUACCUCCUCCACCACCUGUUAGUAGUAUUUUUGUUAAUCAGUUACAGAAUGAACAUCAAAAUGCUGAUCAUGAAAAUCGAGUCACUCAUUCAGCGAAUCAGGCAGAUGUUCAGGGUGAAGCUGGCAACCUGCCGGCCAGUGUGCAACCUGAAAAUGAUGUUGAGAAUGCGAGUCCACAAAGAGCUGAUGAUGAUGCUUUGUUGAAUUUGGAAACUGUACUAACCAAUAUCAAUGCUGAACACGGAAUAGAGCCAGCAGAAGUGAAUAAUGUUACUAAUGUUGAUAGUGGCGUAGAUGUUCUUUCUCACCUCACUGAGCGUGGGGUUGAUGAUGUUGAUAAUGUUGAUCAUGAAAAUGAUGAUGCAUUAUUAACUGACAUCCAGAUCAAUGAGUGUGACAGUCAUAUUUCUGUCGAUG
Molecule: messenger RNA, 1630 nt
Organism: Saccoglossus kowalevskii
Lineage: Eukaryota; Metazoa; Hemichordata; Enteropneusta; Harrimaniidae
Source: RefSeq, a predicted model, not a curated record